This is a messenger RNA of Nematostella vectensis (starlet sea anemone), 1665 nucleotides long. Its product is annotated as WD repeat and HMG-box DNA-binding protein 1. The coding region runs from base 1056 to 1574 and encodes 172 amino acids. The transcript is spliced from 4 exons. The record is from RefSeq and is a predicted model, not a curated record. Lineage: Eukaryota; Metazoa; Cnidaria; Anthozoa; Actiniaria; Edwardsiidae.
AGUCAGUGAGGGAGGUUCGGGCUCGUAGUGCCCUAUGGGCGAUAUAACGCCUGUUGAAUUUUGGUCCCGCCAAUCGAGUCUUUUGGCCCUUUGCCAUGAUCGCGAUAUCGAGGCUCUACUUCUUGUGAGACUAUAUUGUACAGUAUCACAUACUUGAAAUAUAAUAUGAUGUCUAAUAUUCUGUUUUUUUUUUUUGUGUGUGUGUGUGUGAUAUUUGGGACCAAUUCAACUUUAGGGCCACGGCGGUAAAACAACGGGUAAAUGAAAAUACCCGAUAAAAAAACCAACCCGUUCCCGGUAGAUACAAAACAUCGGGUAAAAACCCGAUAAUAAAUAUCGGGUAAAUUACCCGAUAACUAAUGCAUCAGGUAAAUACCCGAUAAAGUCUUAAUUUCCAUUUGUGCUGUUUUAGAAUUAAUGUCUGUGUGCUUACCACUUGUAGCCGUCGGAACGGUCUGGACACUCUGUUAGUCUCAUUGGGAUAGGCGGGUCGUGAUGAGCGCACGACGUUUCUCUAGCAAGGAGUCUCUCCGUUUGUAGCCACGAUGUUGCAUCUAAAGGUGAAUUAAAGACGUUUCUUCUUAACGUUUCACUAGUAGGAUCCAUCAGGAAUGGCAUUAAUGUAGCUCAGAAUGUAAGUCUUGCCAUCAAAUACGCAGCAGGAAAUAAAAAAAUGAACCUUGCACAGCGGCUGGAUGACUUGGCCUUCCAAAAGGCCCAGGAGGAGGCUGACGAGGUCUGUGAUGAUGAUGAGCAGUUGAACUGGCCGCCAAGAAGAGCCCAAAACACUGUGUCUUCUGCAAGAAGAGGCAGCUCUCGACAACGUGAAGUCGACAACGAUGAAGAUCAGAUGGAGGUAGCACACGAGGAUUCAGAUGACGAACGAGAUAUGACAGGGAGAAGACGGGGUUCAGAGCAAGAUGAAGUCAUCAAGCCUAAUCCCCUGUUGAGGCGUUCCCUUCCUAAACCGGACCACCCCACCCCCCUCCUAUAGCUCGUGUGCAAGCCAGGGCCGACCCAACCCCUUCAAGGUCCUCAGCCCCAGCAAGCGUAGCAUGGGCGCAUGCGGGAAAAGCUUCUUCCAGAGCGUGGAAGACGAAAAGAAGACAGCCUUAGCUACUAAGGCAGCCAAAAUAUCGCCAAAAUCCAACUCCAAGGCGAGGAAAUCGAAGCAAAUGACUCUCCAAUCGAAAGUCGACAACCAAAUUAAAGCAGACAGGCCUGAUGAGAAAGCUGACCGACAAACCAAGAAGGAAAAUGGCUUCAGUCUGCGGCUGGAGGAAAAUCGUGAUCAGAUCGAGGAAGAGAAUCCGGAUAUCCCGGACGAAGACGUCGUCAAGAUUGCCAUGAAAACGUGGAAAGGUCUCGACAGCGUGGAAAAGAAGGUGUGGAAUGAGAAGGCGAAAGGGAAUGCAGGAGAGACGGAAGAAAAGAAACGCAAGCGAGAGAAUGACGAAAAUGACGCAGAAUAUUCACAAAGCUCCGAGCAUGAUAGCAUGUCGAAAAAAAUCAAAUCAGGAGGAACUGUUCGGUCAUCUCGAGAUCUGUCUAGUUUCGCCUACUCAAAAAAUUGAUAUCUUGUCUGAAAAGUGGCGUUACAAUUGUAAACGUUAUAACCCCUUGGUAUGGCUAAGGGUGAGGUAUUAGAAAAACAACUCCCGAAAA